AUAUGGGCCCAAUUAAAGCAUGAGAACCCUAAUACGUAGCUUAAGCUCUUCUUUGUCUAUCUGCGUCUCUCUCGGAAGGUUUUGAUUCCAGGUGCAGUUUGAAUCAGUGAUAAUGGAGAGUGAAACGAAACCAACCUUCAGCAAAUCAACAGGCCUUCCACGUAAGCGAUUCUACAGAGCAAGAGCUCAUAGUAACCCACUCAGUGACUCCCACUUCCCCAUCCCCAUCUCCCCAUCUCAUGUCGACUUUUCACUUCACUUCCCCAAGUUCGUUGGAACCAACAACGAAGAAGUCUCCAAGAAGGUCGAGUUCGCAGAUAUCGGAUGCGGCUUUGGCGGCCUCCUCAUCUCCCUCGCAACGCUCUUCCCUGAUACCUUGAUGAUCGGCAUGGAGCUGAGAGACAAAGUGACGGAAUACGUCAAGGAACGGAUCUUAGCCCUGAGGAAGACGAGCUCGGGGGGACAGUACGAGAACGUCUCUGUCGUUAGGACGAACUCGAUGAAGUACAUUCCGAAUUACUUUGAGAAAGGACAGCUUUCCAAGAUGUUUUUCCUCUUCCCCGAUCCGCAUUUCAAGGAGAAGAAUCACAGGAGGAGAGUGAUUAGCGUUGAUUUGCUUGAUGAGUAUGCUUACGUUCUUAGAGCUGGUGGGGUUAUAUAUACGAUUACCGAUGUGGAGGAGCUUGGAGAGUGGAUGAGGUCUUGCUUGGAGAAGCAUCCUAUGUUUGAGUCUUUGACGCAUGAGGAGCUUGAUUCUGAUCCUGUCGUUGAGCUUCUGUGCAGUGCUACUGAGGAAGGGCAGAAAGUUGCUAGGAAUGGAGGUCAGACUUUCAGAGCCGUUUUCAGACGCAUUGCUUAUGUUUCUUGAAUUUGAUCUCUUGUUCUGUUAGUGAACAUCUUAUUGUUGUUGUAACACAAGCAUCUUUCUUAAUUUUUAAUUUUUGGGAUAGUAUUUACAGAAAUUUUGAAAUUAAUGAAUCUUUCAAGACAA
This is a messenger RNA of Brassica oleracea var. oleracea, 991 nucleotides long. RefSeq names its product tRNA (guanine-N(7)-)-methyltransferase. The record is from RefSeq and is a predicted model, not a curated record. The transcript is spliced from 2 exons. Gene Ontology annotation, cellular component: tRNA methyltransferase complex. Gene Ontology annotation, biological process: RNA (guanine-N7)-methylation; tRNA methylation. Lineage: Eukaryota; Viridiplantae; Streptophyta; Magnoliopsida; Brassicales; Brassicaceae. The coding region runs from base 113 to 868 and encodes 251 amino acids. Gene Ontology annotation, molecular function: tRNA (guanine(46)-N7)-methyltransferase activity.